UCCAUUGUCGCCUCCUCCAUUGUCCUAUUACUAAUACAGUAUCAUCGUCCUGCCUGGCUGCUCUCUCCUGAACGCUCGUCUUGCUCGUCUCCUCGCUUUCGUCUCGUCACCUUUUAUCGUCUAGUCGGAUCAUUAUUCAGCCAUGGGGAAACGAGAGGAUAACGACUCUACCAACCUGCCUCUCGUUAAAGUGGGUCGGUUCGGGCGCGUGACGGUGGCGGAGCAGGGCGCGGAGGACCGGGACGCGGCGGCGUACAAGCGGCUGAUGGCGCUGAUGAAGGAGGAGGCGAGGCCCAUCGGGUACCUGCACGGCCGGGGAGCGCUGGACCACGACGACCUGAACUACCUGCGGGAGCACAUCCGCGCGGAGGAGGAGACAGAGAAGCUCAGGCAGCACUCGGAGAAGAGGGCCUUCGCUGCUCUCAAGGCAGCUGCAGCCAAGAGUGAAAGUUCACAACCACCAGCAUUAGCCAGCCCUGCAGCCUCGCCCUCAGCACCGCCCAAAGCUAAAUUCCCCAACAGGCAAAAGGCACUUCUGAAAGCAAUUGUUGAAGUGAAGCCAAAGAGGCCCCGUCUUGAACAGGGGAAUGAAACGGAAGCACCAGCUAAACCUGAGCAAUCUUCAAAAGCAUCAAAUGGAGCUCGCAAUUCCAGCAGCUUGGGCGGUUCGAUAUUAGCUCCAUCUCAAUCAAGUUUGGAGGAUGCCAAAAGCUCUGCAGCAGUGGAAGCCAAGGAAGCUGUGUCCAUAGGUCAAGAGGGGCGAUCAUCUCCAGCGGAACCUAGCGGCCCGGGUCUUCUUGGCCUAGCAUAUGAUGAUGAUAGUGACGAGGAGUAACUUCAGUCAUUCUUGUACAGUAUGCAGCAUGCCCUAGUCCUUUGUAGGGCAUGCUUAGGAAAUAAUGAUGUGAAAUGUAA
Closterium sp. NIES-67 is the source of this 915-nucleotide messenger RNA. The record is from the annotation of a GenBank genome assembly. Lineage: Eukaryota; Viridiplantae; Streptophyta; Zygnematophyceae; Desmidiales; Closteriaceae.